AGCAAAGAGCAUUGUUUGUGGUUAUGGGACUCUGGUUGCCAUGCCGAGUCUGAAGGAUAUUGAAGUUUGCCGGGAUGAGCUCAAUGCCUGUAGAACUGGAAGCCCAAAGGAAAAGUCGGCCAUACUGAAGACUUUCCAGAAGUUGUCCACGCUGCACGUGGACACUGAAGCUCUUCGACUGACCGGCAUCGGGAAGGAAGCCAACGACAAGUUCUUCCGCAACCACGAAGAUGCCCAGGUGAGAGAAGCCUGUACAAAGCUGAUACUGGCUUGGAAGGCAGUUGCGCUUGGCAACACGUCGGGGCCGGCGGCGUCUGCGGAUGCAUCUGCGAAUGCAAAGGCGCAGGACUCAAAGGAUGCGAAGUCAAAGGACUCAAAGGAUGCAAAGGCGAAGGACUCAAAGGAUGCGAAGGAGAAGCGUAAAGCGGGAGCGGUCAAGGAGAAAGCGGAGGGCAAGGCCAAGCGCAGCAAGCACGAGGGCGGGCUCAACGAGGACCUGAUUGGGCAAUUCCGAGAGCUGGCAUCCUAUGAGUUUAAGAAUGGCAGCAAGUUUGCGGGCAUUGCGUUCAACAAGGUUGUUGCGGUGCUCCAGGGACUGGAGGAGAAGGUGUCGUCUGGAAGUGCCAUCGCCCAUUUGCCAGGGAUUGGCAAGGAGACCGUGAAGAAGAUCGAUCAAUACCUCGAGAAAGGCAUAAUUGACAAGCUUGAGAAGAUUCGAAAUGGUGAAGCGACAUAGUCAAUUUUCCAAUGGUUUGCUAGAUUGCAAGCUUCUUUUCAAUUGUGCAUACUCCCUACAGAUUGCCACUCCUUCAAAUCUUGGAGGAGAUGUGCUUGCCAGCAGCCCCCAAUGCUGGCAUGCUAAUGAACCCGUGGAUCGCCACAAAACCGCA
This is a messenger RNA of Effrenium voratum, 890 nucleotides long. NCBI's taxonomy places the organism in Eukaryota, Dinophyceae, Suessiales, Symbiodiniaceae. The record is from the annotation of a GenBank genome assembly.